AUGAUGGUUUGUGGCCUCAUGGCGGGCCGUGUGCAGCUGACAGACCUGGGUCGACCAGUGGCAGGGGAUUACGAGGAUGCGAUCAAGGAGGAGAGCCGCAGAUACCGGCGAACGGUCUUUGACAUUCAGGCGUGGGAAGGCCACAGGAGCACCACGCGCUAUGGCCGCCACCUCGUCGGCAUUUUAACCUCCCGUGUGGUGUGGGGCCUGGCGCGGCCGCUGCUGUAUGUAGCGGCCGUAGCGGCAGCGGUGGUGGCGUAUGAGUCACUGCGGCAGGCUGGCCUCCUCCCGGCCGCGCUGCCAAGCGUGCAGCUGACAAGCAAGGAGCCGUUUGGGCUGACCAGCUUUGCGCUCUCUCUGCUGCUGGUCUUCCGCACCAACUCAAGCUAUGGCCGGUGGGACGAGGCGCGCAAGAUGUGGGGCCUCGUCCUCAACAGGUCACGCGACAUCGUGCGCCAGGGCCUGUCGUACAUCUCGCCCGACUGCUGGCAGCUGCGCGACAUGCUGUGCCGCUGGACGCCCGCCUUCAGCCGCGCGCUGAUGUGUCACUUGCGCAAGGGCAACGACCUGCGGCAGGAGCUCCAGGACAUCCUGCUGCCCCACGAGCUGGACUCCCUGCUGAAGGCCACGCACCGGCCUAACUACGUCCUGCAGGUGCUGUCCCAGAUCAUAUCGUCCGCCAACCUGUCCGUGGCGGCCACGAUCCGGAUGGACCAGAACCUCACCUCCUUCGCAGACUGCCUGGGCGGCUGCGAGCGCAUCCUGCGCACCCCCAUCCCGCUGAGCUACACCAGGCACACGAGCCGCUUCCUGAUGAUCUGGCUGACGCUGCUGCCCUUCUCGCUCUUCGGGUCGUGCGGGCUGUCCACCAUCCCGCUGAGCGUCGCCAUCGCCUUCCUGCUGCUGGGCAUUGAGGAAAUUGGUGUCAGCAUUGAGGCAGAGCCCUUCUCUAUUCUGGCACUUGAAGUCAUCUGUGACAGCGUCCUGUCGAACGUCAGGGAAAUCCAGUCCACCCACGCCGCCAAUGGCAACGGCGGCAGCAGCACUGGCGUCAGCGGCAACGGCAACGGCAGCGGCGCGCCGCCAGCACAGCAGCGGCGGGAGCAGCUGUCGGCGGCGCAGCUGGUGGGCUUGGCGCGGUCUGGGCCACAGGGGCAGAAGGAGUGGCCGCCGGUUCAGGCGGUGAACAGGUACCCUGUGCCGCAAGCAGCGGGCGUCUAA
Molecule: messenger RNA, 1221 nt
Organism: Monoraphidium neglectum
Lineage: Eukaryota; Viridiplantae; Chlorophyta; Chlorophyceae; Sphaeropleales; Selenastraceae
Exons: 12
Coding region: 1-1221 (406 amino acids)
Molecular function (GO): chloride channel activity
Source: RefSeq, a predicted model, not a curated record